Mustela erminea (ermine) is the source of this 9256-nucleotide messenger RNA. RefSeq names its product myosin XVI (gene MYO16). The record is from RefSeq and is a predicted model, not a curated record. Lineage: Eukaryota; Metazoa; Chordata; Mammalia; Carnivora; Mustelidae. Bases 382 to 5565 code for a protein of 1727 amino acids. Gene Ontology annotation, cellular component: nucleoplasm; myosin complex; perinuclear region of cytoplasm. The transcript is spliced from 33 exons. Gene Ontology annotation, biological process: phosphatidylinositol 3-kinase/protein kinase B signal transduction; neuron projection morphogenesis; negative regulation of G1/S transition of mitotic cell cycle. Gene Ontology annotation, molecular function: actin filament binding; ATP binding; protein phosphatase binding.
GCCAUUAACAGGCAGGACCGGGAGAGCCGCAGUGCAGCACACCUCUGUGUGGACAGAAUGUGGCUGCGUGUGAGCGCCAAUGGGAGUGGGCUGUUCCCGGGACCAGGGCUCCGGGAGCCCUGUCAGUCAGCCUCCUUACAAUAGCACGUGCGGCCGCUGGGGCUCCGGAUCCAUGGGGAGGCUUCCCUGAACUCCAGCUGCUGAAUGAGAAUGAGUUUGAAGCUUUUUGCAUGACCAUGGAACCGAGCCUUGGUUCAGUAAUGCAUCCUGAGGUAAACUGUUACCUGAGUCAGGCUCUAAAUAAUGCAUUUCCUGGGGACCAUGGUUGUAGCAGAAGAGAAUGCCAGAACCCCUAGCAAGAUUGCUGUCUGAGAUGGAAAGAUGUCUCACUAUCAUUUCAUCAAGUGCUGUUGCUUUCAGCUAUGUAACGUUUUCCGAACCCAUGAAAUGGAAAUUGACCAGUGCUUGCUGGAGUCCCUUCCCCUCGGCCAGCGGCAGCGGCUGGUGAAGCGCAUGCGCUGUGAGCAGAUCAAAGCCUACUAUGAAAGAGAGAAGGCUUUUCAGAAGCAGGAAGGAUUCCUGAAAAAGCUGAAGCAUGGGAAGAGUCAGAAAGUCCACUUCAACCUUGCCGACAUGAUACAGGAUGCAAUUAUCCACCACGAUGACAAAGAAGCACUCCGGCUCCUGAAGGAGGGCGCGGAUCCACACACUGCCGUUUCCUCGGGAGGGUCCCUGCUGCAUCUGUGUGCUCGGUAUGAUAAUGCCUUCAUUGCAGAGAUCCUGAUUGACAGAGGGGUCAAUGUCAACCACCAGGAUGAAGACUUUUGGACACCAAUGCACAUCGCCUGUGCUUGUGAUAACCCUGAUAUUGUCCUGCUGCUUGUAUUAGCUGGAGCCGACGUCCUUCUCCAGGAUGUCAAUGGAAAUAUCCCGUUGGAUUACGCCGUAGAGGGGACAGAAUCCAGCUUCAUCCUGCUGACCUAUCUGGAUGAACAUGGAGUGGACCUGACGUCGCUGAGACAGAUGAAGCUCCAGAGACCACUGGCCAUGCUGACAGAUGUCAAACACUUCUUAUCCGGCGGCGGAAAUGUUGACGAGAGGAAUGAUGAAGGAGUGACUCUGUUACACAUGGCGUGUGCCAGCGGCUACAAGGAGGUGGUGGCCCUUCUCCUGGAGCAUGGCGGGGACCUGAAUGUCGCGGACAAUCAGUACUGGACCCCACUCCAUUUGGCAGCAAAGUAUGGCCAGACAAACCUGGUGAAGCUUCUUCUGAUGCAUCAGGCAAACCCAAACCUUCUGAACUGCAAUGAAGAGAAGCCCUCAGAUAUUGCCGCAUCUGAGUUUAUUGAGGAAAUGCUGUUGAAAGCCGAAGUUGCCUGGGAAGAAAGGGUAAAAGAGCGUUUAUCUGUUCCUGCUUUGGCCUCCGAGGAGCCCUAUGAAGAGAUCCUCCACGACCUCCCCGCUCUCUCGAGCAAGCUCAGUCCCCUGGUGUUGCCGAUUGCCAAGCAAGACAGUAUGCUGGAGAAAGACAUUAUGUUCAAAGAUGCCACGAAAGGUCUAUGCAAGCGACAGUCUCAAGACAGCAUCCCUGAAAAUGCUACCGUGAAUGGCCCCACAAAACCUGAGCCCGUCAAGCUGAUGCCCCCCGCUCCCAGCGAUGACUUGGCGACACUCAGUGAGCUGAACGACGGCACCCUGCUUUACGAGAUUCAGAAGCGCUUUGGGAACAAUCAGAUAUACACUUUUAUUGGAGAUAUCCUCUUGCUUGUCAACCCAUUCAAAGAGCUUCCAAUUUAUUCCACAAUGGUGUCUCAGCUCUACCUCAGCAGCACGGGGCAGCCCUGCUCCUCCUUGCCGCCUCACAUCUUCUCCUGCGCCGAGAGAGCCUUUCACCAGCUUUUCCAGGAGCAGCGGCCCCAGUGCUUCAUUCUCAGUGGAGAAAGAGGAUCCGGCAAGUCUGAAGCCAGCAAACAAAUAAUGAGACACCUCACCUGCAGAUCUGGCUCCCGCAGGCCCAUGUUUGACUCCAAAUUUAAACAUGUCAUGUGCAUCUUGGAGGCCUUUGGACAUGCCAAGACAACGCUUAAUGACCUGUCCAGUUGCUUCAUAAAGUAUUUCGAACUACAGUUCUGCGAGAGGAAGAAACACUUAACUGGAGCCAGAAUUUAUACAUAUAUGCUCGAGAAAUCCAGACUGGUUUCACAACCGCUUGGCCAGAGCAAUUUCCUCAUUUUCUACUUGUUGAUGGAUGGACUAUCUGCUGAGGAAAAAUACGGACUUCACCUGAGUAAUUUACGUGCACACCGGUAUUUGAACCAGACCCGACCAGAAGAUGUCUCAACAGCAGAGCUUUCUCUGAACAGGGAGAAAUUCACUCUUUUGAAACAAGCCCUGAAUGUCAUUGGCUUCAGUCACUUGGAGGUAGAGAAUCUGUUUGUGAUCCUGGCGGCAAUAUUACACAUUGGAGACAUUCGAUUCACGGCUCUGACCGAGGCCAACUCUGCAUUUGUCUCUGACCUCCAGCUUCUGGAACAAGUGGCUGGAUUGUUGCAAGUUUCAACCGAUGAAUUGCUGUCUGCUCUAACCACCGACAUCCAGUAUCUGAAAGGGGACACCAUCAUACGGCGACAUACUGUGGAGAUGGCUGAAUUUUACCGGGAUCUCUUGGCCAAGUCCCUGUUCGGGCGUCUGUUUAGCUUCUUGGUGAACACCAUGAACGGUUGCCUCUACAGUCAAGAUGAGCACAGCAGCCCACAGACUUUGGAUAUUGGAAUACUGGACAUCUUCGGUUUUGAGGAAUUUCAAAAGAAUGAAUUUGAACAACUUUGUGUCAACAUGACCAAUGAGAAGAUGCACCACUACAUCAAUGAAGUGCUUUUUCUACACGAGCAAACAGAAUGUGUACAAGAGGGAGUUACCAUGGAAACAGCUUAUUCUCCUGGGAACCAGACUGGAGUUUUGGAUUUUUUUUUCCAGAAACCAUCUGGAUUUCUCUCUUUAUUGGAUGAGGAAAGUCAGGUGAUUUGGUCAAUGGAACCAAAUCUUCCCAAAAAGCUACAAAGUCUCCUUGAAGCGUCAAACACAAAUGCAGUCUAUUCACCCAUGAAAGAUGGGAACGGGAACAUGGCGCUCAAAGACCAGGGCACAGCUUUCACCACCAUGCACUACGCAGGAAGGGUAAUGUAUGAAAUUGUUGGAGCAAUUGAAAAAAAUAAAGACACCCUCUCACAGAAUCUUCUAUUUGUAAUGAAAACUAGUGAAAAUGUCGUGAUCCAUCAUUUGUUCCAGUCGAAACUGUCACAGACAGGAUCCCUCGUGUCCUCCUAUCCUUCUUUUAAGUUCAGAGGACAGAAAUCCACCCUGCUCAGUAAGAAAACGGCAGCUUCUUCGAUUAUUGGAGAAAACAGGAAUUAUCUAGAACUCAGUAAGUUACUAAAGAAGAAAGGAGCCUCCACAUUUCUUCAGCGACUGGAACGGGGAGGUCCUGUCACCAUUGCAUCGCAGCUCCGGAAAUCUCUAACAGAUAUUAUCGGAAAACUUCAGAAGCGGACUCCACACUUUAUUCAUUGCAUCAAGCCCAAUAACUCAAGGCUGCCAGAUACUUUUGAUAAUUUUUAUGUGUCUGCUCAGCUACAAUAUAUUGGGGUCCUGGACAUGGUGAAGACCAUCCGAUAUGGUUACCCUGUUCGCCUUUCCUUCUCGGAUUUCCUGUCAAGGUACAAGCCGCUGGCCCAUACGCUCCCGGGCGAGAAGCAGCCGCUGUCUGCCGCGGAGAAGUGCCGCCUCGUUCUCCAGCGGUGCAAACUGCAAGGCUGGCAGAUGGGAGUCCGGAAAGUGUUUCUAAAAUACUGGCACGCCGACCAGCUCAAUGAUCUGUGCCUGCGGCUCCAGAGAAAAAUUAUCAUCUGCCAAAAAGUUGUAAGAGGGUUUCUAGCACGCCAGCACUUGCUUCGGAAAAGGAGCAUCAGACAGCAAGAGGUCACGUCCAUCAACAGCUUCCUGCAGAUUACGGAAAACAUGGGGUUGAAGACCUACGACGCCCUGGUCAUUCAGAACGCUUCUGACAUUGCACGUGAAAAUGACCGGCUGCGGAAUGAAAUGAAUGCUACUUACCAUAAAGCGAAGGUGGACGCCGGACACAAGCCGGAGGGAGGAACCAGAAGAGCCGAAGAUAGGGCUGGACCGAGGCACUGCCACUACAGCUCCGUCCCGGGCCCGCUGGCGGCGGACGGCCUGAUCCAGGCCCUGGCUGGCCCGUCCGCCCGCUCUCCGUCUCUGCACUCGGUGUCCAGCCUGGAUGACGGCAGCGGCCUCCCCUCCCCACGGAAACAGCCUCCGCCCAAGCCCAAGAGGGACCCCACGACGCGGCUGAGCGCCUCCUAUGAGGCCGUGAGCGCCUGCCUGUGGGCGGCGGCCCGGGAGUCAGCAGGUGAAGGGCUCACCAGACCCAGACCUCACAGCGACGACUACAGCACCAUGAAGAAGAUUCCUCCUCGCAAACCCAAGCGCAGCCCCAACACCAAGCUCAGCGGCUCCUCCGAGGAGAUCACGGGCGCGCGGCGCAGAGGGGGCCAGCAGCGCGCGCCGGGGGUCCCCGCGCCCCCCGCGCCCCCCACGCGCGCCCCACCGGAGCCGGAGCCCGAGCCGGUCUACAUCGAGAUGGUGGGCCGCGCCGGCAGCCCCGAGCAGGUGGAGGCCGUGUACGAGGAGAUGAAGUACUUCGCGCCCCCCGAGGCGUCCGCGUCGCCCCCUCUGCUGAGUGACACUCGGAACCCCGUCAGCAGCGAGGAUGGCGAGGGGGGCGGCCAGGCCGCCGCCGGGCCCUGCAAAGACGCGUGCGACAUCCCGGCCCCCUUCCCCAACCUGCUCCCUCACCGUCCCCCGCUCCUGGUGUUCCCCCCGACCCCGGUCACCUGCUCCCCGGCGUCCGACGAGUCGCCCUUGACGCCGCUGGAGGUGAAGAAGCUGCCCGUGCUGGAGACCAACCUCAAGUACCCGGUGCAGGCCGAAGGCUCGAGCCCCCUGUCGCCACAGCACGCCAAGAACCAAAAAGGCGACGGGGACAGGCCCGCGUCCCCCUGCCCGCUGGCAGCGAGCGGGUCCCCCGCUACGCCCCCUCCCCCGCCCGCGCCCCCGGCCCCCCGGCCACCCACGCACUUCGCCUUUCCCCCGGAACCCCUGGGGAACGCAGGCCGGGCGGCAGGACCCAGCCCUGAAGCGCCCAAAGCGCCCCAGCCGCCCAACUCCGCACCCGCUGGGGGCCCGUGCAGCUCCUUCUCCAAGGCCCCCUACUCCCCCGGGAGGGCCGCCAGGGCCGAGCACAGGAAGGCCAGCGCCAGCCCCUCCUCCCCGGUGCCCUACAGCCCCCCGAACUGCAGGGCGCUCGGCAGCCCCCUGGACGAGCUGACCAGCCUCUUCAGCUCUGGAAGGAGCGUGCUUCGGAGGUCCGCCGCGGGGAGGAGGAUCAGGGAGCCCGAAGUGAUUUUCAACAGCCCCCUGAUUGGGAUAGGAGAAAGACAUUCGAAAAAGCUUCCAUCAUUCGCCUCUUGGGGACAUUCUAGAUGAAAAGCAAACAAUAACAAUUUGUUAGUUUCUGAAUCAUGUCAAUCUGGAAGCAGAGACGCAGGUAACUGCGAAGGUAGAAACGUGUCUGGACGGAAGACUCAUGGGGCCUCCAGUGCCUGCCCCUCAAUCAGGACUUGUUGGGUAGAUAUUCAGCCCACAGGUCUCAUGACCAUGGGCAUCCACUGGACCAUGCUGCUCCAUGAUCCUUUGAAACCCAGGAGCAAAACCAAGCAGAGGACUCUGACAAUUAACUAUGUCGAUCAACCUGAUCAAGAAGUAACCUUUGAGUCACUUGGGAAAUUUCCUGAACGUCUUGGCUGUGCCUCUGUAGCCACCACAUGCCAGUCUUUCCGGAGACACACGUCUUGCACAAACGGCUCAUCCCUUCUGCACUGAGUCCGGCACAGCCGAAGGGCCAUCUCAACCGGGUUGUUCUAGGAUGCGCCGUCAGUGGGAGAAGCAGCUCUUGUACCUGGGAUUGGGAAGAAGAAGAAAAAAAAAAGAGGCAGUCUUUUCAGAAGUGGAUUAUCUUUCAUAACCAGUAGAUAUUUCUCAUGCAGUCAACCCGUUCAGGCAAGCAGCUGUUGUGUAGUGUGGGUCUCUAUACGGGAUCGUGAAUGAAACUCCCACAGGGCUCCAGAGAGAAGCCCAGGGCUCGUCUCGUGAGGCAUCAGCAGCUCUCCUCAAGCAAGUUCAUAAAGACCUUCCUGACAACCUGCAUCUCAUUAUUGCCACAUAAUACAACAUCCUGGGGUUCUCUUCCUUUUGUAAAGAAAUGCGUAAAAGCGAUGUGGUGCGUGGAAAGUUUUCCUAAAGAUGGGCUGGAUCGAUGCCAUGUUCUCGUUCUCCUUAAGAGUCUUGGUGGAGGAAAACGGAUUUCUUAAUUACCUACUGGCGUUCAGGUCCUUUAUGCCGACCUGAAUCAUUUUUAUGAUUAAUCCUCAGAUUAGCCUAGAAAAGCCCACACUACCUGAGAGUUAGCUCUCCGCAGUACCACUUUAUCCAGAGCUCCGUUCCCUGAGCCCCCCGUGGUCGCCCAGCCUCCACGUGUGUGCGAAGCUUCACAGCCUUUUUUCUGCUCUGGCUUUUACUUCCUCUUUUUCUCGUUUCUCCUUGAAAUCUGCAACGUUCUUACCCACACGAGGAGCGUUUGCAAUGACCAGCCCGUUGCAAUCCCACAGUAAACAGCAGCCUGUUCCUUGUGCUCCCUGCUCCGGUGACUAGGUCCUAAAAAGUGCAGGGUCCAGACAUGGGCUAGAUCUGACCUUACACUGAUUGACAUCAGAACACUCACUGUCCCGCGAUGCCUGAGAAUUUGUGCGUUUCCCAGAAUUGCAAGAGAGCUUCUUCACGCCCCAAAAUCUGGCUCAUCAUCAAACCUAAUUUUUCAAAGAAAAAUGUCCUUUUAAAGAAUGAAAGAAGUGACACAUACACACUAGGUACCUGGGGUUAUUUCCUAGGCAAAUGUGCACGUUUGGGAUUUGGGCUUAAUUAUUCUUUGAUGUGGAAAGAUGGCCAAUCCAUGAAGAAGUAAGCUGAGAGAGAAGACAUGGGCAAAGUGGCGGGGGAAGCUGUGACCCUACCAAGGCAUUUCCAUGUAACUGAAAUGGGAAUCAAAGCUCCCAGCUAGUAAAUUACCUUCUGACAUCACCUCUGUUCGCUGGAGCUGCAUUCGCUUAACCUGUUUUCAGAUGAGAUCACCAGCCGAAGGGGCCAGACUGGUCUUCAGAGCAGAAUGGAGGGGACACAUCAAAGUACAAACACCUGACUUAAAGCUGGGGAGCCCUCCCCCGGGAUGCUUCUACGGGCUCUCACACCCUUUCUUAGGGAUACAUCCAGUGCCCAGCCCCAGAACCUCUAGAGCAAAAGGCCUCUUUAUGUAUCUAUUUUAUUUUCAUGAGAAUUGGAUGGACUCGAUUUCAUUUCUUGGUAUUUAACUACCUUUCUAUAUAGUUAGUAAGAGAGUCUCCUUGGAUUUUUAAUAGAUAAACUGCUUUAAAAAUAAUUCGUGAAACAUAUAACCUUCAUUGCUCCAUUUCGGGGACAUUAGCCUGCAUUCCACGCUUCCUGUGUUUUUCUGCUGUGUCCUGGCCACCCCGAUCUCCUCUGCAUACACCAAGCAGAACUAGAGGUUUAUUGAAUUGCUUAUGUGUCAAUCCAAGACAGUAAAACUCGAAUUGCUAACAUUAAUUCAUGGGUGUAGCUGUGGUGUGCAAGGAGGGGGUCUUCUUGGUUCACUUACGGAGCCUUGGAGUCGUGUCUAAUUUCCAGAGGCUGAGGAGCAACCCAGGACAGAGGCACCGAGCUCACAUCUGGUGAUGAGAGAUCAUAAAAACAUAAAAAAAAAAAAAAAUCAUUGAAAGCCCAGCAACGUGGUUCAGCUGUCAAUCAGAGACGUUUUCACUGCUGUGAGGAUUGAAUCUGUCCCAGGAACUGUCUGCAAUGACUUCAGGAAAAAUGCUCUUUUUUUUUUUUUUUUCCCCAGACAAUAAAAUCAUUCUAUGAAUGGCCCCAAAAUGUGUAGUUCUUCUCAGGACUUAAGAAAAAGUAGAGGUUAACUCUAGGCAAGACAGUGGAACUGGCAAUCGUAUUUUGUCCUGCUGUUUGCCUGAUGUUUUCAAAGAGCUUUGGGAAAAAUCACCCAGUAAGAAGGGCAAGCUUCACUCAUUUUGUUUGUUUGUUUAUUUGAAAAACACACCAAGGACUCUAUUUUGUGCCAGGCAUUAUACUAAGUGGUAUGGAUUUUUUUUUCUCAUAAAAUGUGGGGUCUGUUCAGAAGCAGCUCACAGCAGGGAGACAUGAAAACUCCAGCGUAUCCAGGCGGUGCAAGACCGUUUGCGUGAAGAUAACGAUUUGGGGGUCACGAAACACUAUGUACCCUCAAAGUUUGUGAAAUGCUGCAUUUUUAUUCAUUUGGUUCUAUUCUGCUUCAUCUUUAAAUGCUUAUCAUGACCCACUAAAUUGAUUUCUCAGCCUGUAAAUAUGUCCUUUGGAACACUGGUCUAGAAGGUGGGCUGUAUAUGGAGAGACGGGAGGGAUUUGAGACCAAACUCAGGAGAGAAAGACCCGGGGCAGGAGGGCCCCCGCCGCCCAGCUAGGGGCCAGUUUGUGUUCCAAUCCUACGCUGUGAUUAUAGGGUUUUGCACAAGGAAUGGGGGGACCUAGUGUUUUGGAGCAACUCCAUUUGGGUAUGUGGAAAGGACUGAUGUCUGUCUCUGAUUUUUUUCUACCUUCAUUUAAAUGGAAACAUACACUUUAACAAUGGGUGAGAGAUGCUUAGUUGCAGGGCACAUAGGAAGGGGCUAUCCCAGCUUCCGACUGGCCCUUCGGUGGUUUCUGUAGUGGAUGAAAUGAGACUAUGAGACGCAGGUUCAGCCGCACCCCCCAGGGUCCCGGGGCUCCUCCCUCCUGCGUGUCUGUGGUAUGUCCUCCAUCAGCUCUGCGAUCUGUCACAGCAGCGGCUCAGGAGACAUGCGCUCCCAGGCACUUAGGACUUGGAGGCAUACGGAACCCGGAGCACCAACCCGCCCACCGUCGGUAAAGGACACAACCCCAGGAGCCACCUAAAGCACGGCUCAUCGAGUAUUUUGACAAGAAUUUUAAUCUCUAUAGAUACUUUUAUUUCUUAUUUUAUUCUUUUAAAAGGUGUUUUUCUUUAUAUUUUAGAAAGAGAGGGAGCAUGAAUGGCGGG